This is a messenger RNA of Macroventuria anomochaeta, 1032 nucleotides long. RefSeq lists its product as uncharacterized. Lineage: Eukaryota; Fungi; Ascomycota; Dothideomycetes; Pleosporales; Didymellaceae. The transcript is spliced from 4 exons. The record is from RefSeq and is a predicted model, not a curated record. The coding region runs from base 103 to 1032 and encodes 309 amino acids.
UAGGCGAGCGUCUAACUACGGUGAGCAUAGAACGGUGAGUUGAUGCUGUUGGUCUGACUUGUAGAGUAUCAAAACCGUUACACUGACCCAUACAGCCGAGUCAUGGCUUGCACCCUUUGGCCGGAAGCUGCUUCACUCGUCAUCGCGCCAAUCAAUUUUUCCGCCAGCCCCAAUUACGAGCCCAAAGGACUCUUGUUAAGCCCCAAUAUGCCCGAGAGCACUAUACAAUCCGAUGACAAUGGAGGUUUUGCGCUUGUUUCCGCUCCCGACGGCUAUGUAGCUCACCUUGGUGGAGUUAUCAACGCAGACGGAGAUGCCAGCCCAGUCCACCUUGACAUUGUUGAGGCAGUCAAGUACAAGUGGGACUCGAAGAAGAACAACACCAUCGGUAACGCGACCAAGCAUAUCACGCAGUUUAUUCGUGAACUCUUGUUUACAUUGAAUCUUCCUCUCUUCCUCACCUCAACUGCGCGACGAUCUGAAACAGGCUCGUUUUCGCUCGCUCCAACAUCGUCUGGCUACAUCACUGACGCUAUUGCAGCAGUUAUCGAGAUGACUUCCCUCUGCGAAGCGACUGCACACGCGCCGCCGAAGACACCGAAAAUGGCUUUCUCACUGUCUUUCCUUCCAGAAAAGAACAUAGAGAACGCCGUUGAGGACGAAGACUUUGUUCUCGUCGGCGCUCGUUACGAUCGUGAGGCUAUCACUGGAGAGAUCAUCAGCGCAGAGCCGGUUGAGGAUGAGCCGGUUGAGGAUGAGCCUGGGGUUCCAUCUCCCGCCACUGCCCGCGAGAUCAUCAAGGUCAUGGCACAGCCAGAGCUGAUCAAUCACUGCGCCAAGGUCCUCUUUUCUCACAGCGAAAUGGGGCCCGCCGACCGUCGAGCCGUAUACGACGCCCGCAAGCGUAUCAUGUACGCCUCUAGCGUGUACCCACCUACAUGCAGUGGUGCAUCGCUCGUCUCAUCGAGAAGCGUUUCGACAACGGAAACCGGGUCAAUCACGACGAGGAAGAGGUCGACCUCCAAAAUUUAG